Aspergillus clavatus NRRL 1 is the source of this 441-nucleotide messenger RNA. RefSeq lists its product as uncharacterized. The transcript has 2 exons. NCBI's taxonomy places the organism in Eukaryota, Fungi, Ascomycota, Eurotiomycetes, Eurotiales, Aspergillaceae. The record is from RefSeq and is a predicted model, not a curated record. The coding region runs from base 1 to 441 and encodes 146 amino acids.
AUGGCUCGUUUAAGCUUGUCCUUUCUGGCUCUCUGCUUCUUCUUGGCCCUCAUGGCCUCCGCCUUGCCCGCAAAGCGUGACAGCACCGAUCUAGACGCCUCCGAUGCCAUCCAAACCGCGUUCGAUGCUCUUCAGGCCAUGGACAACGUGAAGGAAAAUAUCAAGACCCAGACUGAGAAAAAGAAGGAUGAUGCCUCGGCGGCGAAGGCAGCCCAGACAGAAGACAGAACUGCCACGGCCGAGCCCGUGCCCAUGCCCGAGUCCGAGUCCGUCCCCUCGCCUUCGCCCUCAAGCACGGCCGCAGAGAAGCCCGCGCCUGCUGCCAGCAGCUCGGCCGCGGCCCCGGCGGGCAGUGCGCAUGCCUCGGAUAACUUCCUCUCCAAGGUGCCCAUCUUCGGGCCCCUUCUCGGCGGUGGGCAGGGUCUGGGAAGCAUUCUGUAA